CUCGUACGCUCGAAACACACACACACAAUGCUUGCCAGAUUUGCCAGACCAAGCGUCCGUUCUGUUUCCUUGGCCAGAUUCAACUCCCACGCUGCCCCAGCCAAGGCCACCAAGCCAGCCGUUAAGGAGUUCACCCAGCAGGCCACCCAGGAGGACUACUACCAGUUGAGAAGCCCAUACGCCAAGUGGGACGAUCCGCAGAACCGCAGAAACUUCAACGAGCCAGUCUCUGAUAAGUAUGACUUCUACGAGAUGUGGACCGCCGACGUCUACACCACUACAUCCGACAAACAGGCUGUCAGAUGGUUCUUAACCUACGUCGGUGUUUUUGCCGGUGCUUGUUACGGGUUGUCCUUCUUGUUCGAUGGUAAGAUUGCGAUGCCUAGAAACUACCCAUAUGGCGGGUUGGCCAGAGAGCUCGGUGCUAGAAACGCAGAGGAAGCUGAAAUUUACAGAUCUCACAUUGACAAGAGCGCUCCUCCAGCCAACUUUGACUAAACAAAGUAAAACUAUGGUGGAGGGAGCUGUUCCGUGACUGAUUAUCUCGGAACAUAACCUACUGCUAUCCAUUUUACACUACCAGCAUUCUUUCAUCCUAUUUAUUUCUUUCUUUGUGUCAUAUUUAUUCAAACCCAUUCUAACUUAUUCAACAACGUAAAUCGAAG
Molecule: messenger RNA, 665 nt
Organism: Babjeviella inositovora NRRL Y-12698
Lineage: Eukaryota; Fungi; Ascomycota; Pichiomycetes; Serinales
Exons: 1
Coding region: 28-498 (156 amino acids)
Cellular component (GO): mitochondrion
Source: RefSeq, a predicted model, not a curated record